Molecule: messenger RNA, 1686 nt
Organism: Mytilinidion resinicola
Lineage: Eukaryota; Fungi; Ascomycota; Dothideomycetes; Mytilinidiales; Mytilinidiaceae
Product: ATP-utilizing phosphoenolpyruvate carboxykinase
Exons: 4
Coding region: 1-1686 (561 amino acids)
Biological process (GO): gluconeogenesis
Cellular component (GO): cytosol
Molecular function (GO): phosphoenolpyruvate carboxykinase (ATP) activity; ATP binding
Source: RefSeq, a predicted model, not a curated record
AUGGUUUCCGCCAGCGUCAACAAGACGAAUCUGCACCCUGCCGGCGUCCAGCCGCAGCGGGAGCAUACCGAGAUCGAAGAAGAGCUCCACGACAAAGCACACAUCGACUACGACCGAGUCGCCAUUGUCGCCAACCCCUCCGUCGCCGCCCUCUAUGAAGACGCCCUAGUCUACGAGACCGGCUCGGCCAUCACAUCUUCCGGUGCAUUGUCGGCAUAUUCGGGUGCGAAGACUGGCCGGUCACCCUCAGACAAGCGUAUUGUGAAGGAAGAGAGCUCAGAAAAUGACAUCUGGUGGGGCCCAGUCAACAAGCCGAUGACGCCCGAAGUCUGGAGAAUCAACCGAGAACGUGCCAUCGACUACCUGAACACGAGGAACCGCAUCUAUGUCGUCGACGGCUUCGCUGGCUGGGACGAGCGGUACAGGAUCCGGGUCCGAGUUGUCUGCGCCCGCGCCUACCACGCUCUCUUCAUGCGCAACAUGCUCAUCCGACCGACGAAGGCCGAGUUGGAGGGCUUCCACCCGGAUUACACCAUCUACAACGGCGGUGCGUUCCCGGCGAACAGAUACACCUCUGGUAUGACCUCUGCGACGUCAGUUGCCAUCAACUUCAAGGACCAGGAGAUGGUCAUCCUCGGAACCGAGUAUGCUGGCGAGAUGAAGAAAGGUGUCUUCACCGUUCUCUUCUACGAGAUGCCGGUCAAGCACAACGUUCUCACGCUCCACUCCUCCGCCAACGAGGGCCAGAACGGCGACGUCACUGUCUUCUUCGGUCUUUCGGGUACUGGCAAGACUACGCUCUCUGCCGACCCCAAGCGUGCUCUCAUCGGUGAUGACGAGCACUGCUGGAGCGACAAGGGCAUCUUCAACAUUGAGGGGGGCUGCUACGCCAAGACGAUUGGUCUGUCCGCGGAGAAGGAGCCCGAUAUCUUCGGUGCUAUCAAGUUCGGCUCGAUCCUGGAGAACGUCGUCUUCGACCCGGAGACCCGUAUUGUUGACUACGAUGAUGAUACUCUGACGGAGAACACCCGCUGCGCCUACCCCAUCGAGUACAUCGAGAACACGAAGAUUCCUUGCAUUAGCUCAAGCCACCCGAAGAACAUCAUCCUCUUGACCUGCGACGCUCGCGGUGUGCUUCCACCCAUCUCGAAACUCAGCACCGAGCAGACCAUGUACCAUUUCAUCUCCGGAUACACCUCCAAGAUGGCCGGUACCGAGCAGGGCGUGACAGAACCCACCGCUACCUUCUCAUCGUGCUUCGCUCAACCCUUCUUGGCCCUACACCCCAUGCGCUACGCGAAGAUGUUGGCGGAGAAGAUUGCAGAGCACGGGUCGAAUGCCUGGCUCCUCAACACCGGCUGGGUCGGAGCUGGUGCCACCACCGGCGGCAAGCGCUGCCCGCUCAAGUACACUCGCGCCAUCCUCGAUGCCAUCCACUCUGGCGAGCUCGCAAAGGCCGAGUACGAGACGUACGAGACCUUCAACCUCUCCGUGCCAAAGACCUGCCCCAACGUCCCCGACGAGCUGCUCAACCCCGCGAAAGCGUGGAACGGCACCACCGACUUCAAGGGCGAGGUCAAGAAGCUCGGCACGCUGUUCAUGGAUAACUUCAAGAAGUACGAGGAUCAAGCUACGACUGAGGUCAUCAAGGCCGGUCCGCAUGUGUGUUGCUGCCAAAAAGACUAG